CCUCCAUAUGGCGUGCGUCAAAUGGAAUACACAUCCUCGCACCUUGACAUGGGGCAGUAAGUACUGAAAGGCACGCCAUGCCGCCGCUUCGAAGUCCAUGAUGAUGCUCUUUACCUCUGGCUCAUGGGGUAGAAGGUCGUGGCAGAGAAGUAAAGAUGCCUGUUAAAAUUUUUGUUGGAAACCUGUCUGAUGAUACAGCAGUUUAUCAGCUUCAGCCACUGUUUGACAAGUAUGGAACAGUGACGGAAUGUGAUGUUCUUAGAAACUUUGGAUUUGUGCACAUGCAGACUGACGAAGAAGCUGAUGAAGCCAUAAAGAAUCUCAAUGGAUACCAUCUGAAUGGACAAAAAAUAAGAGUGGAGAAAUCUACAGGAAAAUCGAGAGAAGAUGGAUUUAGAGGGGGAAGAGGUGGCCGAGGCCGAGGUGGAGGACCAAUGAGAGGAAUGCGUGGUAGAGGAGGAAGGGGAGGUUACCCAUCUCCGUAUGAAAGAUUUCCACCACCACCACCACCUGGUUACGACCGAUAUGAUCCAUAUUACAGGGACUACUAUGAGCGGGAACCCUACUAUCCUCCCCCAAGAGGAGACCGGUAUGCUGCCAGACUGCCACCCCCACCCCCACCUGGAGAUCGGUAUGCUCGGGAACGACCUCUGCCACCACCACCCGACAGGAGACCUGCUUAUCCAGACCCCAGAGACCGACUGCCACCACCACCACCAAGAGACCGAUACGCUCCCUACCCAGAUGACAGACGGCUUCCACCACCUUACGAGCGGGAUCACUACGAAAGAGCGAGACCAAUGGAGCGGGGGCCUCCUGCAGAUCCAUACUACAGAGAACGAAGUCCAUUGGGCCGACCUCCACCAGAAUAUUAUGAACGACCGAAGUCCGAAUAUCCUGGAUUACCCGGCCGAGAAGCUCCUCCCAGAGAAGCAAACGGUUACGAUUAUUACAGACAGCACGCUCCACGAGACCCCUAUGACAGGACAUAUGGUGGAACCGCAAUAGUCCCACCUCCCCGACAGAACAAUCCCUCUGCAGCAGCGGCCGCGCACAAAUUCGAUAGUCAAGCCAAGCUGCAGACUGGGCCAAUCUUCUUUUAAACAGUACUCAUUGGACACUUGCUGAAAUUAAACUUCAUUGUUUAAACCAUAUCUGUCUGCAUCAUCACGUCUCAUGUUCAUGUUUUUAACAGUGGUUUUUUGUGUGUUUUUUUUAUCAUUGUAGAUAUUUCAGUUGUUAUACUAUCAUGUAGUGCGUGUGAACAAAAAGGUGUAGUGCAUCCACAUGGGAUGAUUUGUACUUAAUAUGCACUGCAUACCAAAAAGUAUUUCAUACAUCAUAAUGGCUUUCUGUUAGAUGGCAAGUCUGAUUAUGUUGUGUGUGUUUUUUUGUGUUUGAAAUGUCAUUAUUAUAUGAAAGUUGUUAUUUGUAUCAUGUUUUUAAGUGGAUUCAAUUUUAUUGUAAGUAGUUGGCCAGUUUCCUCUUUUGUACACAAAAAUGCAGUUGCAGUUAAAAUACUUCGAAAGUCAAAUAUCCAGAUUACUCUGAUAAUUGAAAUUUUUAACAAUUGUUAGCACAUCAUGACGAUGUUCCGAUUACCAAAUAAACAACUUGCCAUAA
Molecule: messenger RNA, 1623 nt
Organism: Gigantopelta aegis
Lineage: Eukaryota; Metazoa; Mollusca; Gastropoda; Neomphalida; Peltospiridae
Product: RNA-binding protein 4.1-like
Exons: 7
Coding region: 156-1103 (315 amino acids)
Cellular component (GO): cytosol
Molecular function (GO): mRNA binding
Source: RefSeq, a predicted model, not a curated record